AUGCCGGAACUUGACGCCGAAGAUGAUUCGCACUUAUUGGGCAUGGCCGGCAAUGCGAAAGCACUUUCUAUCCAUUCCGAUUCAUGUGCUGACAGUGUGUUAGGACUUUCGGAAUUAGAAGACGAUGAACCGCCCUUGGAUCAAAAACACUUGAACUUAGUGCAUGAAGAACUUGAGAAAUUGAACAUCGCCACUGAUGUCAUUAACAAGCUUGAAGUACAACUCGAUGGAGCAAGAGCCUGUUUUCGAGAAAUCCAAGCUUCUUGGUCUGAAAAGCUGAAAGAACUUUCGAAGAAGUACAGCACGGCGAUUGCCAAAGCCAGGCCUUAUUACGAGGCUAAAAUUCAGGAAAGAAAGCUACGUGAUGAAUCCCAAAGAGCAGCAAUACGGUUUGAACGUGCUACUUCUUUAUUAGCUGUAGCAAAACAGCAAGUGGCUCUCACCCAGGAUAGUCUAAACCGUCAGACGACUGUACAUCCAGAAUGUCUUGAGAACGCCCAGGAGGAUGUUGCCCUACAUGAGACGAUGAUGCGAAUUCGACACCGUAGAAAAAGGGUAUUGCGAAAUGUACCGUGCUCAAUGCGCAGCAUUCAAGCUACAUUUGCGGAUAGCGUUCUCAAGUUGCGGGUGCUUAAUCACCAUAUCCAACGGGUGAAUGAGGCAGAGGAGGAGCGUUUGGCCAGCGGAGAUGAGCAUCGCGCAAUUUCUGAACGAUUAAUGAAGCUGGCCGACCAGAUACGCAAGAUGGAGAAGGAUCAACGGUGGAGAAUUGGAUUUCACCAUAAAUUUUGGAAAUCGGAUGUUUUAUCUAUGUUCAGAUCAUCCAUUAAAAAAUCUCGGACUUACUUUGACCAAAGGCUAGAGUUCACUCGAGUGCUAGAACGUCAAAAGGAGCUGAUCUUACGACUUGAGGCUGAGGUAAUAAUAUCAUUCCAAUACUUUUUUGUUGUUCGACAAAAGAAAUGCGACUACACGACUUCUUUGCGCAACCUCGAGCGCAUCUCCGAUUCAAUUCACGAACAAAGAAGCAUCGGAAGCGGAUCUGCCCGCGAACCGCCUGCUAAUCCGCCGCCCUAUCAGCCGACGGCUCCUCCUCCUUAUGAUGAUGAUGAUGACGGCAGAUAUGCGAUUAGUCAAGAGACGGACGAGGUAAUCGCUCCAGUGCUAUGCUUAAUGCGUGCGAAUGGUUGCGCUGAUUGGCCUCAGCGUCCCGCAGGAAUUGGCUCCGGCGUGAUCCUUCUAGCACAGCAACUUAUUGGUGGUGGUGAGAGGAGGGAGUCAGAGCCGACGAUUUCGCACUAUCGAACGUUACCCCAAGGUAUACCGAACUCACCGAGUGAUUCGUCUGAGGUUUCGUCGUUGGCCAGCGUACGUACUUCCGGUCUCGGCUUCACUGAUGAUGAAGCAUUAUCUGGAAUGCUUCGGAGCCAUUCUACUUUGAUCCAGGUAGGAUCAUGGGCUUUUAGACCAGAAAAAUUGAUUUAAUU
This is a messenger RNA of Strongylus vulgaris, 1487 nucleotides long. NCBI's taxonomy places the organism in Eukaryota, Metazoa, Nematoda, Chromadorea, Rhabditida, Strongylidae. The record is from the annotation of a GenBank genome assembly.